UGCGCGCGCAGUGGUGACGUCAGUCCCGGCGCGACCUCCCGCUCCUCCGCCCCUCCCCGCUCCUGCCCGGUGUCACCGUCAUGGCGACCUCCUUUCUGCUGCGGCGAGGACCGUCCGCGGCGCUGAAGACGGUGCUCCGAGAAGCACAAGUGUGUCGAGGACUUGCCUCCACGGUUUCCCUCUCUGCAGAAUCGGGGAAGACCGAAAAGGGACUGCCACCGAAUUCCAAGAGGCAAAGCCCACCAAAAAAUGUAGUGGAACCAAAGGAGAGGGGCAAGCUACUAGCCACCCCAGCAGCAGCUGAAUUGUCUAAAAACUUGUCUUCACCCAGUUCUUACCCAUCAGUUGUGAAUCCGGGCGGGAGGGUAGCUGGCCCUCGCCCCAGUCCCGAGGAUAGCAUGCUGUUCACAGACAGAGGGGUUCCAGAGUUUUUGUCAAGAAAGACUUUGGUAGAGUUUCCUCAAAAAGUUCUGCCUCCAUUCAGAAAACAGGGUUCGGAUUCCAGAGCUGUUCAGGAGAACAGGGGAGGGACAGACGGGUCCUCGUCCUCGUCCUCGUCCUCCUCGUCGGCCAGCUCCUCUGACUCGGAGUCUGAUGAGGAGGGCGGCGGCUCCACGGUUGGCCCUCAGGUGACAAGCAGGGGCAGAGGCGGCCUUCCCAAACCGCAGGCCUCCCGUUCGCUUGAAAACGGAGCCCCCAAAAUCGCAGCUUCCACCAAAGAGAAGACCCGGUCCCAGCAGGGACAGCCAGACCCGAGCCCUCCAGAGAGACCCCGGCAGGCAAAGAAGAAAGGGGCCCCUGUGAAGCCAUUAGAGGACAGAAAAGACACUAAACCGAAAACCACAGCACCCAGGUUGCAAGCAGAUAAGGAGUUGAUGAAGCACAACGUAAAGGAGAAACAAAUGGGAAAAAUACUUAGAUCAAGUGAGAAAGAUAAAGAAAGUCCCAAACCACUGGAAGUUAAAAAAGCCUCACCUGACCUUGUAAAGUCAGGCUUGUCUACACAGCCGCCUGCCAGCCCCGCGCCCGCGACGGCUGCCAGCCCCACACCCGCGACGUCAGGCUUGUCUACACAGCCGGCUGCCAGCUCCGCACCGGCAACGUCAGGCUUGUCUACACAGCCGGCUGCCAGCCCUGUGCCGUCAUCAGAAGCAAGCAGAGCAGGGGGGCAGCUGCAGGCACCUCCUGAGACCAGAGAUGGGCGUUUGGAGAAACAAGUCCUGGAACGCGAUGGGGAGGGGGUGUUUCCCCCAGUCGGCCGGGAAGGUUCUGGAGAGCGGAUAAUGGGAGGAGUCCUGCAGGCUCAAGAGGAGAUGCUGGGAGACCAGGUACCACCAGUCCAGCAUGGGAAGCCGGCAGGCCUGGAGCUCGAGGGAAAGGACGAGACGGUGUCGGCGCCUGGCCCGGCAGAGCAGGACGACACACAGGGUAGAAGUUGGGAGAGCCCCAAUGGCAGAAGUCCACGGCCAGUAGGCACGCCCCCCGCAGCCCCGAGAGACGCACCUCUGCCCUCUGGCACCGCCUGGCCUCGCGGCAGGAAAGGCUGCAUUUCCUUCGCUUCAGCCACACACUUGGACUUCUAGGAUGACCAGACACUCUCCACAGAAAGAAAGAAAGUUUCCGGUUUAUAUAUUUUAGCCUGAAUCUACAGUAUACCAACAACUUUUUUAGAAAAAGUUGAAAACUCGGCACGUCAUUUCCAUCCCCCUCGAGUGGUUGGGUCGUUAAAACAGGGUCUGACUUUCUUGUGUUUAGAUUCUCAGCAGGCUAGCUUUGGAACAGUUUCUCCUGCUCCUGAUUUGUGAUAAGACCGCGAUCUGACAGAUCUGGGGUUUUUUCCUGCAACUUUAAGUGGCCCCCCAUAAUCGUAGGCAUUUUCAGAGUUCUGCGAAGUCAGGUGUUAAUGACUUACAGCCGUCCCAUUGGGAAGCGGGUGUGUCUUAGAAAACGUUUUCAGCUCAUUGCUUUAUUUUGCUUCUGAAGACCCUGUUGCUUUCACAGGCUUUUCUGUUGGGACCGUGUAUUUCAGGCGGGGUGUGUGAGGAGCGCUGGGUGCGCCGGUGUCUGUGAACUGAGCCUGCGGAGGCCCUUCUGUCCCGUGUCCUCACAAGUCUUGCUUUCC
Messenger RNA from Neogale vison (American mink), 2122 nucleotides. It is a transcript of the gene NDUFV3, whose product is annotated as NADH:ubiquinone oxidoreductase subunit V3. The coding region runs from base 81 to 1583 and encodes 500 amino acids. The transcript is spliced from 4 exons. Gene Ontology annotation, biological process: mitochondrial ATP synthesis coupled electron transport. NCBI's taxonomy places the organism in Eukaryota, Metazoa, Chordata, Mammalia, Carnivora, Mustelidae. The record is from RefSeq and is a predicted model, not a curated record. Gene Ontology annotation, cellular component: mitochondrion.